AUGGUUAUGCAGUUUCCAGAGUUAGAAAAUCCAGGUCAAAUUAGUCCUUGUCACAGCUGCACGUCGUUGGGAUUUGCCAUGGAAAUGAUGACCAUGAAGCCUGCUAAAGGUGUACUAACAGAACAAGCAGCAGGUCCUCUGGGACAGAAUCUAGAAGUGGAACCAUACUCACAAUACAACAACAUUCAGUUUCCCCAAGUUCAACCACAGAUUUCCUCAUCUUCCUAUUAUUCCAACCUGGGUUUCUAUCCCCAGCAGCCUGAAGAGUGGUACUCUCCUGGAAUAUAUGAACUCAGGCGAAUGCCUGCUGAGCCUCUCUACCAGGAAGAGACUGAGGUAGUGGAGAUUCCUGUGACAAAGAAGGCCCGACUGGGUGCAUCAGCAGGGAGAAUAAAAGGGGAUGAGCUAUGUGUUGUUUGUGGAGACAGAGCAUCUGGUUACCACUAUAAUGCACUGACCUGUGAGGGGUGCAAAGGUUUCUUCAGGAGAAGCAUUACCAAAAAUGCUGUGUACAAGUGUAAAAACGGGGGCAACUGUGUGAUGGACAUGUACAUGCGAAGAAAGUGCCAAGAGUGUCGACUAAGGAAAUGCAAAGAGAUGGGAAUGUUGGCUGAAUGCUUGUUGACUGACAUUCAGUGUAAAUCUAAAAGACUGAGGAAAAACGUGAAGCAGCACGCAGAUCAGACCAUUAAUGAAGACAGUGAAGGACGUGACUUGCGACAAGUGACCUCGACAACUAAGUCAUGCAGGGAGAAAACUGAACUCACCCCAGAUCAACAGAAUCUUCUUCAUUAUAUUAUGGAUUCAUACAGCAAGCAGAGGAUGCCUCAGGAAAUAACAAAUAAAAUUUUAAAAGAAGAAUUCAGUGCAGAAGAAAAUUUUCUCAUUUUAACUGAAAUGGCUACCAGUCAUGUACAGAUUCUCGUAGAAUUCACAAAAAAACUGCCAGGGUUUCAGGCAUUGGACCAUGAAGAUCAGAUUGCUUUGCUGAAAGGGUCUGCAGUUGAAGCUAUGUUUCUCCGUUCAGCUGAGAUUUUCAGUAAGAAACUUCCAGCUGGACAUGCUGACCUAUUGGAAGAGAGAAUUCGAAAGAGCGGUAUCUCUGAUGAAUAUAUAACGCCUAUGUUUAGUUUUUAUAAAAGUGUUGCAGAAUUGAAAAUGACUCAAGAAGAGUAUGCUCUGCUUACAGCAAUUGUUAUUCUCUCGCCAGACAGACAAUACAUAAAGGACAGAGAGGCAGUAGAGAAGCUUCAGGAACCACUGCUUGAUGUGCUACAAAAGUUGUGUAAGAUUCAUCAGCCUGAAAAUCCUCAACAUUUUGCUUGUCUUCUGGGUCGCCUGACUGAGUUGCGGACAUUCAACCAUCACCACGCAGAGAUGCUUAUGUCAUGGAGGGUGAAUGACCACAAGUUUACCCCGCUUCUCUGUGAAAUCUGGGAUGUGCAGUGAUGGGCAUUGCAGGGGCAGGGUCUAGCUCUUCAUUUUCCUCAUAAUAU
Physeter macrocephalus (sperm whale) is the source of this 1496-nucleotide messenger RNA. RefSeq names its product nuclear receptor subfamily 1 group H member 4 (gene NR1H4). The transcript is spliced from 9 exons. Bases 1 to 1449 code for a protein of 482 amino acids. Gene Ontology annotation, biological process: cell differentiation; bile acid signaling pathway; negative regulation of transcription by RNA polymerase II. Gene Ontology annotation, molecular function: zinc ion binding; nuclear receptor activity; bile acid binding. Lineage: Eukaryota; Metazoa; Chordata; Mammalia; Artiodactyla; Physeteridae. The record is from RefSeq and is a predicted model, not a curated record.